Paramuricea clavata is the source of this 318-nucleotide messenger RNA. NCBI's taxonomy places the organism in Eukaryota, Metazoa, Cnidaria, Anthozoa, Malacalcyonacea, Plexauridae. The record is from the annotation of a GenBank genome assembly.
GCGGUGAUGUGGUGGAGAGAGUCUCUAGUUUUAAACUACUAGGCUUGACCAACAACCUUUCGUGGGAUAUACACGUAGAUAAAAUUUCAAAGAAAGCGGAUUCACGCAUUUAUGCUUUACGCCUAUUAAAGAAAGCUGGACUGAGCCCUUUAAACAUUGUUCAUAUUUAUUGUGCAGUUAUAAGAUCCCAACUGGAGUAUGCAUCACCAGUUUGGUCCGCUCUUCCAAAGACAUUAUCAGACCUUAUUGAGUCGGUGCAAAAAAGUGCUUUAAAAAUCGCGUAUCCCACUCUAUCUUAUGAUGAAGCAUUACGGAAAA